AUGAAUGUUGUUCGUGUUCCUGUGAAUGCGUACACUAUUAGCAUUGUGAUCAAGUGCUGCUGCCAAAUGCACCGCACAAAUGAAGGAUUUGCAGUCUUAGGCUAUGGCUUCAAACACAAUAUAUUACCAAAUGUCUGCACCUUCAGCACCCUCUUAAAUGGACUUGUCCUAGAAGAUAGAGUUCUCAAAGCUGAAAGGUUAUUCAAGAAGCUGAUCAAAGAAGCACUUUGUGAACCUAAUGCAAUUAUGUACAGCAUUAUGAUUAAAGGACUUUGCAAAUCUGGUAAUAAUGAUACAGCCAUUGCUUUGCUUAAACUAAUGGAUGAAAAGGGUUGUAAACCUAAUGUGGUGACAUAUAACACCAUCAUUGACAGCCUUUGCAAGGACAAAAUGGUAGAUGAUGCUUUAAACCUCUUCAAUGAAAUGGUCUUCCACAAAGGCAUCCUACCUAAUGUUGUAACUUACACAUCUUUGAUUCAUGGCCUUUGUAACUUAUGUCGUUGGGAUGAUGUCUCUAAUUUGCUCAAAGAGAUGGAGGACGAAAAUAUUUCUCUAGAUGUUUAG
Molecule: messenger RNA, 564 nt
Organism: Lactuca virosa
Lineage: Eukaryota; Viridiplantae; Streptophyta; Magnoliopsida; Asterales; Asteraceae
Source: the annotation of a GenBank genome assembly